UCCACCAGGACACGGUGGUCGUUCAGGUACCAAGGAUUUAGGUUUGAUUUGUGCUGCUGCUGCUGGUUGUCGAGCUACAGCUAAUAAUAAUAGUGUUGGUAAUUUAAUUUCCUCAUUCCGAAAAAUAAACACAACGAGGGCUCAAAAAACUCGGUUUUCAACGUAUCUAAAGAACGUGGACAGUGUUAAAAUUGAGCUUGGCAAACAACGAUAUUUCGUGUACUCUCAUUUCCGUAUUGAACGAUCAAUACAUCUAGGGUACACUGAUAUAACUACCAAUCAUUACUAUCGACAGAAAAAUCAUCGAUAACAUAAACGCUUUACCUGUGCAUCGGAAUAGCUACACCAGCAGCGGCAGUUCGGAUUCAGAACGAAUUCUUGAGAAUUAUAGACAUAACCGAACAAAUUUUUUUAUUGUUUCGAAUAUUAUCAAUCGAAAUGCCCCGUUGUCUAAUGGCCAAAAAGUGGAAGGCUUAUCCCUGGCCCGAUAGACAAGAUGACGAUGUCACGUCUGACUUGCAUCAAGAGAUUGAGUCUAGUGAACUCUUAAUUAAUGAGCAGAUUACUCAUACCGUCCAUGAGUCAACGAAAAGUAGAAGAUUCGUUCUUGACAAUGAGGAUGAAGAAAUUGACGUAGUUGGGGAUACUUUACCGAUAAGUACUAUUACUACAUCAACUUCGAGCAACACCAAUAGUAGCAACAUCGAUGCAGGAGGAGGCAACAGGGCGAGUCAACAAACAUGUUGGGGUCCUCACAGUCCUACCGCAGGCGCAACCGCGCCUAGCCCACCGCCUCUUAAUGCUUCAGGAGCGCUCUACUAUCACGGAUAUACUCAUGAAACCUGGUUAAACCAUGAAGAACCACCGAAGUAUGCAACUCUCCGUUCCGCUGCAGAGCUAGCCCGACCAGUCACUGAGUCGUCAACAUCAAAUUACCGUCAGCAUCAUUUGACAGAAUCAUCAGAUCAACAGUCGAGCUCUAUAUCAGACGAGGAUACAAAUGACGUUAGCGUUGUGGUAGUUACAAACUCAUCUCCAAACCAACAAAAUUCAUCAUCAUUAAUACCAGCUAACCCCACAACUACAACGACAUUAAAUAAUGUUCUGCCCCGAAAAAGUUUAUCUAUGUGUUACACAAGCACCGGAAAAGCUUUAUCCUUACCACCAAAGAAAAAAGAUAUUUACCGUCCGUACAGCCUCCAAACGUGUACUGAUCCUACAAUCCGUAGUUCCCCUGAGGAAGAUCUUUCAGCAGCUCAAGCAAUACUUGACCUCAGUGCAUCACCAGCAGCCCCAACUCACUCUGUAUUUAUUCAUACGUUAUCACCACCAUCACCUCCAUUACCACCGGUAUUUCAUUCAACUUUAACACCGGUCGGGCCGAAUGUCAAUUUACAGCCAACACCAAUCCCAGUCAGUGUCCUCGUCCCGGUACCAUCCAAUUCUAGUAGCGUUAAUUUGACUCUGUCAUCGACAUCGGGAAAACAAAAUCAACAGGUUAUCCUCCAUCAAUCAACGGACAGUGCAGGUUUUGAACCCCAAUCUCCCGCUACUGCUGAGGGUUGUUCUAAUAGCAAUGCCUCGAGUAACGGUAGCUCGAUUUCCCCUAAUCACAAUAAUUCCAACUGCAACAAGACGGUAGCAUACACCUACGAAGCUUUCUUCGUUUCAGACGGUAGAUCCAAGCGUCGAUCCAGCAACGCAGCUGUACCAGAAAAAGAGGCUGUGGUUAAUCCAGAAAGACCAAAAUUCACUUGCACUGAAUGUGGCAAGCAGUACGCAACAUCUUCAAAUUUGUCCCGUCAUAAGCAGACACAUCGGAGUCUUGAUUCACAAUCGGCUAAAAAGUGUAUACAUUGCGGCAAAGCUUAUGUGAGCAUGCCAGCCCUCGCGAUGCACGUUUUAACCCAUAAAUUAGCUCAUAGCUGCGGUGUAUGCGGAAAAAUGUUUUCAAGGCCAUGGUUGCUGCAGGGACAUCUUCGUAGCCACACGGGUGAAAAACCUUAUGGAUGUGCGCACUGCGGAAAAGCCUUUGCUGAUCGCUCGAAUUUAAGGGCUCAUAUGCAGACUCAUUCGGCGGAUAAGAAUUAUGAGUGUUCGCGAUGUCAUAAAACCUUUGCCCUUAAAUCUUAUUUGAAUAAACAUCUAGAAUCAGCCUGCCUCCGAGAUGAAGAACUGCUUUCCAUAGAUCCGGAGAGCCCUAGUAUGAGCAAUGGACAUCAAUUGAACCGUGGUUUGUAGCGACAUGAUCGCGAUAGCUUUGGUAAAAUAGAUCGUUACAAAAAGAGCUAACGAUAGUUGAACAACAAUCACAAUUCCACGCGAUACAGAGGAAAUAUCACAGAAAAAAAUAAUAAAAAAAACGAACACUCAAACAAAUGCGGGAUAAAAAAGCAACAGUAACGCUUAGCAGGAAAUUGAUCAGAUGGGAUGAAAGUCAUAUUUGCCGGCGUCAGAAGAAUACGUGGGGAGAUGUAAAGUAAUGACGUACGCAAAAAGAUGCAAUGUAACCAAAGAGCCUUUGGAAGUGUCUCAAAUGUCUCGAAAUAAUUACCAAGUGUAAACAGAAGAAUGGAUCGUCGUGAUUCAACUUUCAAAGGCGUGAAUCGAGAAGCUCGAUACAAAAUUUACAACUAGAUAUUAAGUAGAAAAGUGCCAGUAGUUGAUGAUUUUUAAAUCUAAACGUGAAUGAAAAAACGUCCAAUAAUCGUUAAGUAACAAAGAAUAAUUAACAAAGCAUCGUAGGGCAGUAAAGAAACAUAAAAUUAGAGGAGAAA
Messenger RNA from Venturia canescens, 2777 nucleotides. It is a transcript of the gene scrt, whose product is annotated as scratch. The record is from RefSeq and is a predicted model, not a curated record. Gene Ontology annotation, molecular function: DNA-binding transcription factor activity, RNA polymerase II-specific; RNA polymerase II cis-regulatory region sequence-specific DNA binding. Gene Ontology annotation, biological process: regulation of DNA-templated transcription. NCBI's taxonomy places the organism in Eukaryota, Metazoa, Arthropoda, Insecta, Hymenoptera, Ichneumonidae. Bases 439 to 2241 code for a protein of 600 amino acids. The transcript is spliced from 2 exons.